ACAUGGCGGCUUGCAUGAACAAGUGCCUUACUUGCUACGGAACGUUUUGAAAUAUCUGCGAUGGAUGAUGACAUUCAUAAAUCUGGUCUUUAUAAAUGGAAAAGGCAACCCCCAAAGUCCUCUUCAAGAGUAUAUUCUCGCUCACAGAACUGCAAAACCCAAGAUGAUAUUCAGGAUUGGAUAAAAAAAGUGGAACAAGCCUCAGACAAAGCAACAGAGGCUGUCUUUGGGCUGAACCAUUACUCUGGAAGGGAGAGAGGGAAGUAUGCAGCCCUGCAAACAAGACAACAAGUGCAAGAGCAUGAUUCAGCUCUGUCAGAAGCUCAAGACCUCCUUAGCAACUGGAUGCAAGAGAAACUUCAUGUGGAUGAUGAUGGUGAUGAAGAUGACCCUUGGCAUCAGAGGGCAGUGCAGGCAGAGGUCAAGAGGGAAUGGGAUCAUCUCCUUGACAACAGUGUCAAUGACUGGCAGCUGGAUGUCACACCAAGGUCAAAGAUCAAAAUACCAAAUAGAGACCCCUACUCCACCCUAAACUACUCUGAUGACGAGGAUGCUGUUGGGAUGAUACUGAGCAACAUGAUGCAGAAGCCGGUGGUGAGGGAGGAGUUCCUCAACGACCUUGGCCUUGGGGAGGAGGAGCAGAGGAAGAAGCACGAUCCUCGGAUAAAGAUGGAACUCCGACACAAACAGGUGAAGGAAAACCGGGAAAAGAGAGAGCGUGAUUUGGAGAAGAAGCGGAGAGAACAGCAGGAAAAGAAGGAUUCAUUCCAUAAGGCCAAGCAGAUGGUUAUACAGGAGGAGCGAGAUCGGGACCUGAAAGUGAGGCGAGAGGAGCAGGAACUGAAGAAGGAGAUGGCUCGCAUCAGGAAGGAGAUGCUGGAGGAGAGACAUAAACAGCAGGAGCUGAGAGACAGAGAGCGGCGAGCCCGUGAGGAGCUGGCCCAGGAGGCGAGGGAGGAGCUGGCCAGACAGACGGAGCAGGAGCGAUGCCAGCACCAGCAGCAUCAGCAGGCCAAGGAGGCGUGGCAACGGACGAUGUACGACAGACUCCACAAGUUCCAGAUUAAACAGUCUAGUAAAAACCUUAAGUGCCUGCAGCGCCACUUCUCAGCCUGGUACAAGGUUGUGCUGGACCGCCGCCUGCAGACCGGGAAGGCAAGGGCGCUGGCAGACUGGAAGCUGCUGCUCCGAGCCUGGAAUGCCUGGAGGUCCUACUCCCGUACUCGGCGCCUGGAUGUAGAGACGAGGCAAUACCAACAGACAGUGCUGGAUAUGCAUAGGAAGCAGCAAUUGGCAGAGCAGCAUCACCACCUCACCUUACUGCACCGCUAUCUGACAGUGUGGCAGACCUAUGUGCGGGCAGAGCAGGACCGACGCCAUCUUCUGGCAGAGCAGAAGAACACACGGAGCAAGAUGAUGGAGCUGCUGGACGCUGCGGCAACUGGCAGGUUGUGGAGUGAGAGAGAGGCGGAGGACAGCAGGAGGAAUGAAGGGGAUACUGAGAGAAAGAAGAAAGGGGACAGAAUUCCAAAAUCAGAAAUGGUGGUGGAGGAUCUGGAAGACUUCUUCCAACAACCGACCAGAGACCAUCAAGGUCCCACACAAUCCGGUCCAGUAUCAACCAGGAGUGACUCUUCACUGGCCAGUAACAAGUCUCGCCCAAACAGGAUCCCCACCCAAGCAUGGCAGGUAACACGACGUCAUGUCAACCUGACAGAUGAAGAGAUUGCAUGUCUUGCUGGUGGAGACAUGGAACAGAACUCCCAACAUAGUGACACAAAAAUAAGACGUCGGUUUGGCAAACAGCCAUGGAUGAAUACACAUUAUGUUGUAAAUAAUUUUGAAAAUCGAUACACAUCUCAACAAAAGAUGUUGCAUAAUCAACAUAAGCAGAUAAAGGAACAACGUCGCAUGAUUGAAGAGUUGCAGUUCAAUCAGAAACAACAGUUGCAUCAAGAAGAAGUUGCCAGGCAACAACUUAUACAACAGCAUCUUGCUAAGCAGGGGUUAUCUCCCUUGUCUGACCAGCAGCAGGGCACAGAACCACAGUUAAUGAAUAAUCUGACUAAUGUCAGUCAACCACAGACUCAGUUUGUGUCGCAACAGCGGAAUAAUGUUUCUAAGGAGAAGGAUACAAAUAUUGUCAUGGAAACUGCCAGAACUGAUUCUACAGGACACAGCGCUGUGACUGCCAGAACUGGUGUGAGCAGCCUCCCCACUGAUCGGACGUCAACCUCUGGCUCAACGGCAAAGUCCAGCACCAAGUAUCUACAAGUGCUGAAAAACAUGGAGGACCGGGCAGAGGAGAGGAAGAGGCUGAAGGCAGACAGAGAUGCCAGGAGGAAGAAGGAGGAAGAGGAGAGACUGGUGCUGCUGGAGGCCCAGGAGGAGGAGAUGAAGAAGCAGGCUGAAGAGGAGAAGAAGGCACGUGCUGCAGCCUUCAGGGAGAAGAAGAGGCUCGAGAAGCAGCGUGAGAUGGAGAAGCAGCACCAGACAGAGAGGAUGAGAGAGCUGACACAGCAGGCAGAGGCUCACUACACUCGGUCCAUCAUGAAGUACCGCGGCAUCAGGCCGCUCCAGAAGUUGGUGCUCAUCGCCCAAGCACACCAGCAGCAGGCCAUCUCACACCACAGGGAACACCUCAUGAGGAAGGUGGUGGUGUCAUGGUGGGGACACACAGCGGCAGUGAUGGAUGAAAAGAAUCAGCUGGCAGAUGAGAUGAACAGCUUCCUUGCUGUCAAGCGAUGCUUCACUCGAUGGAAAAUGUACAAGCACCGCCUGGUAAUAGAGAUGGAGAAGGCCAGGAGGUUCCGGGAGGGGAGGUUGCUGCACACCAUCAUGGACACCUGGGCUGACUAUGCCACGGAGGAGAAGUUUGCCACCUGGGAGAGGGAGCGAGUAGCUAAAGAACAUUACAUCUGGAACCUGAAGAAAAGAAUGUUUAAGGUGUGGACCAGUCUGCCGGAGGAGAGUCGGAAGGAAGUAGAGAGAGAGAAGAGAAGAAAUGAGAUGAGGAAGAAAGUGGCUCAUCUUCUUCCUGACUUCGAGGGUCUGUUGAAGGCAAGCAGUGAGCUCCAGUGAUGCGGCCACAGGAUGUUUCUCUCCUGCAGACAGUGGAGGCAGUGUGCUGACCUCGAGGGUCUGUUGAAGGCAAGCAGUGAGCUCCAGUGAUGUGGCCACAGAUGUUUCUCUCCUGCAGACAGUGGAGGCAGUGUGCUGACCUCGAGGGUCUGUUGAAGGCAAGCAGUGAGCUCCAGUGAUGUGGCCACAGAUGUUUCUCUCCUGCAGACAGUGGAGGCAGUGUGCUGACCUCGAGGGUCUGUUGAAGGCAAGCAGUGAGCUCCAGUGAUGCGGCCACAGGAUGUUUCUCUCCUGCAGACAGUGGAGGCAGUGUGCUGACCUCGAGGGUCUGUUGAAGGCAAGCAGUGAGCUCCAGUGAUGUGGCCACAGAUGUUUCUCUCCUGCAGACAGUGGAGGACAGUGUGGACACUAUGCUUCCUUUAUAAGUGCGGAAUAUAUCGUGAUUUUCCUUUUUUUUACAUAUUUUAGACUUUUUUUAAUUGUAUAUUUUUGGUGUUUAUUCAUUGUUAUCCAUGUUUGCUUCUUUAGGAAAAGUCCCACUGCACCAUUGAUACUGAGUCUAAUGGAACAGUAUUGAGCAGUGGGUCAGACAAGUUUCCUCAGGAGACUCGUGUCAUGCUGUGGUAAAACUGGUCUGAAGGAAGAUCAGCUUAUGAAUAGACUCACUUGAAAUCUGUGAAAGGAAAUGGUUUUCAAAAGUGGAUAAAAUCAUGAAAAUAAUCUAUUACCCUUUGUUGUCUCUUUCAAAUGCGCUGUUUCUUUAAUAUUUUGGAUGUACUGUAUGCAUAUAGUUAUUUUACAGAAAAUUAAAACACAUUUUGAGGA
This is a messenger RNA of Haliotis rufescens (red abalone), 3906 nucleotides long. Its product is annotated as coiled-coil domain-containing protein 191-like. Lineage: Eukaryota; Metazoa; Mollusca; Gastropoda; Lepetellida; Haliotidae. Gene Ontology annotation, molecular function: phosphatase binding. The record is from RefSeq and is a predicted model, not a curated record. The transcript is spliced from 19 exons. The coding region runs from base 61 to 3081 and encodes 1006 amino acids.